Thermothelomyces thermophilus ATCC 42464 is the source of this 1456-nucleotide messenger RNA. RefSeq lists its product as uncharacterized. The transcript has 4 exons. NCBI's taxonomy places the organism in Eukaryota, Fungi, Ascomycota, Sordariomycetes, Sordariales, Chaetomiaceae. The record is from RefSeq and is a predicted model, not a curated record. The coding region runs from base 1 to 1203 and encodes 400 amino acids.
AUGGCUCCGUCUCCCCUGCCCUUCAUGAUCACGCUGCUGAUGUCUACUGCCCUGGCGCGGUCCGAUAAUGAGCAGCUUCAUGUCGAGUCAUCCACCGAUCGUUGUGCCUCAGCAAGCGCAAUCGCCUUCAUGCAAGGUCUUUAUCCGCCAAUCCCACACGCAGCAUGCGAUUCCGACGUCCCUAACCACCACUGGCUCUCUAACGGGUCAAUCCUGAACAACCCCUUGAAUGGUUAUCAGUACCCUAAUAUCAGAACUCUCGCGCCUGACCGGGACCCAGACUCGAUCUGGGUGUUCUCCGAGGCAUUCCCUCUCUCUCAAACCAACUUUUACAAUGCCCAUGAACUGUACGACUGCGCUGCGUACCGCUGGAACCAUGAGAGCAGUUCGGCUUCGGCCAUGACCUCCGAUGACUUAGAGGCCCUGCGGCAACUUGCCUGGCAGGAGCAGUCACUCAAAUACGGACACUCGGACAACGUUCAGAGAGACUCGAGCUUUGCCAUUGCCGGCCGCACACUUGCAUCCAGGGUUGCCGCCAUUUUUGCUGAGAACAUCGAGUCUCGGGGUGAGCGCAAUAAGCUGAGCCUCGCAUUUACCACGCACGAGCCUUUUUUGGGCUUCUUUGCGCUUGCCAACCUCACUGUUGGACCCUCCAACCACUUGUUCUCGCAACUUCCCAAUCCUGGCGCGACUUUGACCUUUGAGCUGUUCUCCGUCGAUGAGCCAGUUGGCUCGCACAACGCCGACUCCUCUAAAGCCGACGCGUCCUACCCAGUCGAUCACUAUAACAAGACAUCAGGAUCUCACAGAGUCAGAGCCCGUCUUCCCACCUCCCGCAACAGCAGCACCAUCAGCCCCUCCUUUCCCGACACGGACCAUCUCUACGUCCGCUGUCUCUACCAAAACCCCGACAGAUACAACUACAGCAUCAAAAACGGCAACUCGACUCGAGAGCUCACCCCCUGUCCGCUCUUCGACAACACGCACACCGCAAUCCCCUUCAAGCAUUUCAACGCAAUUGUGUCAGCAAUCGGCAUUGCAGACGCCGCGAGCUGGUGCAAUGCAUGCGGGAGCGGCGACACUGUCUUCUUCUGCAAGGGCGCCGAGCCUCGCACCGAGCGGCAGCAGCAUCAUCUGCUUGCCGCGCUGGCCGGGUCGGCGGGGACAUUGCUUGCCGUGUCACUGAUCGGCUUUCUGGAAUGAUUGGAGAAGUGGGAAGUAAGGGAGUCCAAGGGCUGGGCUUGGUACAGUUGGGAAGAAGAGGAUGGAAUGCGAUGUAUCAACAGGAAGAGACCAAAAGGGAGUAAUGCUAUCGUGGCGAGGCUACAAGGCAAUUCCGUGAGUGCAGGGCCCGGCAGUUGGGGCGUCCAAGAGUACUCGGGACACAGACUCAACCGUAUUAUUCUGUAAUGAAUAGAUAGUUGCGUAGAAUUCAUAAUGUAAUACAUGGCCUAUU